Messenger RNA from Coniophora puteana RWD-64-598 SS2, 1622 nucleotides. Its product is annotated as MBOAT-domain-containing protein. Gene Ontology annotation, molecular function: 1-acylglycerol-3-phosphate O-acyltransferase activity; 1-acylglycerophosphocholine O-acyltransferase activity. Gene Ontology annotation, biological process: lipid modification; glycerophospholipid biosynthetic process. Gene Ontology annotation, cellular component: membrane; endoplasmic reticulum. Lineage: Eukaryota; Fungi; Basidiomycota; Agaricomycetes; Boletales; Coniophoraceae. The transcript is spliced from 9 exons. The record is from RefSeq and is a predicted model, not a curated record. The coding region runs from base 34 to 1572 and encodes 512 amino acids.
UCCAGGAGUCGUCUGCACACCUGAGCAGCAGGGAUGGAUGCUCUCUUCAACGCAGUCGGCGACGCUUCCGGCGCAUCCGUUGACCAGAUCAAGCUCAUAGCAUGUUUGCUGGUCUCAUACCCUCUGGGCAGCGUCUUCAUUCGGAUACCCGCAUCAUCAAGCUUCAAGCAUAUCUUCAACCUCUCCGCCGCUCUGUUCUUCCUGAUUCCAGUCCUGAAUCUUUCAGGCGGAUUCCUGCAGCUGCUCGGGAGCAGCCUCGCGACAUAUUUCAUUGCGAAGACCAACACGUCAGCUAAAAUGCCAUGGAUUGUCUUCGCUGUUGCAAUGGGGCAUCUCACUGUGAAUCAUGUCAUUCGGUCCUUCUUCAGCUGGGGUUACGAGACUAUGGACAUCACUGGUCCUCAGAUGGUGUUGACCAUGAAGCUCACAACAUUUGCAUGGAACGUUGUGGAUGGACGCAGGCCGGCAGAGGACUUGGACAAAUGGCAGCUCGCCAAACGAGUUUCAAAGUUCCCUAGUUUGCUCGAAUUCCUGGGAUACGUUUUCUAUUUCCCCGGUCUUCUGGUCGGACCUUACCUUGACUUUGCCUCGUAUAUGGCCUUGGUCGAUGAGACACUGUAUAAAACUGCUGGAGCGAAGGCUGAAAACGCGAAACGUGCUAUUCCCAAAGGUCGUAAGCGUGUUGCUUACCGCAAGAUGGCCGUUGGUUUGUUAUUCUUGGCCGUAUAUGUCGUGUUCCGCGGCCACUUCGACCCUGCAGAAGCCCUCAAGCCUUGGUUUGUCUCCAAGAGCCUCCUGUGGAGGAUUGCGUAUUGGCAACUUUGUGUCUUCUCGGAGAGGACCAAGUACUACUCCGUUUGGACUUUGACCGAGGGCGCUAGCAUUUUGACCGGUCUCGGUUUUACUGGCUUCGGACCCAACGGUGAAUCACUCUGGGGAGGCGCAUCGAAUGUCAACAUUUGGCUGGUGGAAUUCCCUUCCAACUUCAAGGUCCUCUUGGACUCAUGGAACACUAAUACCAACAUCUGGCUCAGAGAGUGCAUCUACAAGCGUGUGACACCCAAGGGCAAGAAGCCCGGAUUCAGAAGCAGCAUGUUCACGUUCGCCACGAGUGCUUUCUGGCAUGGCAUUGCCGCUGGCUACUACAUGACGUUCAUUUCCGGAGGCUUUGUCACCACCGCUGCCCGUCUGUGUCGUGCCAAUUUCCGGCCGCUCGUUCUCCCUCCUCCCGGCGCACCCAUGACAAUGACCAAGCGCAUCUACGACAUCAGCGCGACCUUUGUCACUGCCAUCAUCCUUAAUUUCAUCACCGCUCCAUUCUUGCUCCUGAAUGUCAAGGACUCGCUUGAGUUGUGGUCACGCGUUGGAUGGUACGGUAUCUGGAUCAUUGGCAGUACUCUCGUCUUCUUCUAUGCAGGAGGCGCGAAGCUGUGCAAGUCGAUGCGUCCAUCCGAAGUUCCUGUUCCCGAGAAGCUCCCAGGGAUGCCUGGCACUCCAGGUCCUCAUGUCGUGCCUCCUUUAGAGAUUGCCGCCGAGGAGAUGAAGAAGCAGAUAGAAGCUACAAAAAACUAGAAUCAAUAUAAACGGAUCUCCAUAUAUUGCUACGUCGUUCUUUACGAUAC